Molecule: messenger RNA, 1001 nt
Organism: Salvia splendens (bonfire salvia)
Lineage: Eukaryota; Viridiplantae; Streptophyta; Magnoliopsida; Lamiales; Lamiaceae
Product: (+)-cis,cis-nepetalactol synthase NEPS3
Exons: 1
Coding region: 4-807 (267 amino acids)
Molecular function (GO): oxidoreductase activity
Source: RefSeq, a predicted model, not a curated record
AAUAUGUCAAACAAUUUGAUGAAGAAAAAGCUUCAAGGCAAAGUAGCAAUUGUAACCGGCGGCGCCAGCGGCAUCGGCGAGACCACUGCCCGCGUCCUGGCCGAUCACGGGGCUCUCGCGGUGGUGAUCGCCGACAUCCAAUCCGAAAAGGGCCGCGCUGUGGCCGAAUCCAUCGGCCUGCAGCGCUGCAGCUACGUCCAGUGCGACGUGGCCGACGAGGAACAAGUUGCGGCCAUGGUAGAAUGGACGGCGACGACCUACGGCGGCCUCGAUAUAAUGUUCAGCAACGCCGGCACCUUGGCCAGCUCCCCUCAGACCAUCCUAGAGCUGGAUUUUUCGGAAUACGAGCGCGUGAUGCGCGUGAACGCGCGUGGGAUGGCGGUGUGCGUGAAGCACGCGGCGCGUAAGAUGGUGGAAUUGGGAACCAGAGGAGCUAUCAUCUGCACGGCGAGUGCGGCGGCGGAGAAGGCGACGGUGAACUUGACGGACUAUGUGAUGUCGAAGCGGGCGGUGCUGGGGCUGAUGCGGUCGGCGAGUUUGCAGCUCGGGAAGCACGGGAUUCGGGUGAACAGCGUGUCGUUGGGGGCGGUGCUCACGCCGCUUGCGGCAAGGCAGGGGAUUGAGACGGCCGCGGAUGUGGAGAAGUAUCUUGGGCCCUACACGAGCUUGAAAGGGGCGAUGCUCACGGCGGAGAAUGUGGCGGACGCGGUGGCGUUUCUGGCUUCGGAUGAGGCGGCGUGUGUCACCGGAGUUGAUUUGGCGGUGGAUGGUGGGAUGGUUGCCAUGCCAUUCCACCUAUCAAACUAACUAAUCAAUGUUUUUAUAACACAAAAUAAAUUAAACCUUAUUAGUAACGCAUUUUUAAAAAAAUUGGUUUCAAUCAGUCCACAUUGGUUUGACUGGACGGUUGGACCAGACUGUCUGCCGGUUUACGAUCGGACCGUCAAAAGGCUGAUCCGAUCUGGUCUUUAGAAUAAUUGAUUUGAAUAAAUGUAUGAAAU